GUGACACUGAGUAAAACACAGCACAUCCUAAAACCCCUCCUAACACAGGGGCGGGUCAUCAUAACUGUUUCUCUCCAGCUCACUAUAUAACACAGUAUCUGCCUUCUGUAAACUCCCACCAUCUUCAGGACCAGAACGGCAAUAAUCCCAGCCAGCACCUUCCUUCACAUCUGGUCACCAUGUCUCACGGACCAAUCUACAACCCAGUAAGUACAUCUCUCUGGGCUGUCUGGGCAUCCACUGAUAAUCACUUGGGACAGACUCAGCAGUAUCCCCUCUCUCUCAAUGCACAUUCCUUACUGCCUCCCUUGCUCCCUGUGUUAUAAAAAGUGUCUGAGUUUUCCCUGCCCCCUCAAUACAUUAGUUCACAGGGUUAUUGGGCAAACUUAACAAUUAUUGUUAAACGUUUUCUGUUAAAAUUGCUUCAUUUUGCAACACUUGUGUGAGGGAGUGUGUUGGGGUAUCUAAAACAAUGCAAUACAUGUCAGUAUCCUUCCCUUUUAAAUGAACAUUUGCCAAUUCUUUUGCCAACGAGAAUCUGUUUUUGAUUACAAAUCAUGUGAUUGCAUAUGGAAUUGUUUAAUAUGUUCCAUUUCCUGCACAUAAUGUUCAUUGUUGUUGAAGAUAUGCUGUUUCCUGGACCUGUUGGUUUAAGAAUAUUUUAACCCCUGCUGGAGGCUAAACUAUGCACAACCGAGUCAUAAAAGUAACAUAUAUAUAUAUAUAUAUAUAUUUUUUUUUUUUUAAUUCAGAAUAUAUUGAUAUGGAAUCCAAGCUCCUACAAGGGUUGAUUUAGUUUUUUCACUUUGUUGAAAGAUAGACAGCAGUUUACCAUAUGCAAAACAAAUAACAAAAACCCUACAAGAUUUGUAAGCCAGUCAACUUGCUGUGGUAGGAUAUUACUAUGUGCCAGGGGUAGUCAACCUUUUUCUACCUACUGCCCACUAAUGCAUCUUUCUUGAUGGAAAAAUUUCAUUACCGCCCACCAGUUUUCGCGAAAGUGUGGAAUAUUUUUUAGAAAGGAGGGUGUUUAAAAAAAUGUACGUACAUUUAUCUUUUUAUUUCUACUUUAUGCAUGUUUAUAAUGUUUUUAACUUUGUAGAGUUUAAUGGGAAAACAAUAAAGUACAUUGAAAUUACCUUUUAACUAGUGAUUAAUGAGAUCCUUGAGGCUGAUGCUGCGAGACUAAAUAUUUGAUAUCUGGUUUGAUUUUCGUAAGGAACAAACGAAGGUCUCCUCUUUCGGUGAUAUUCAGACGAUUUCUCUGUUUGCUCAUAAUGUGAUUUCUCAUCUGUGUGUCAGCUCCCCUCCUCUCCCUCCUCAAUCCCCACACACACACUUUUUUACCUUUUUUUUUUUACAUUCCUUAUAGCAAUGCCCAGCAGGAAGUCUGAGCUACGUAGUCCACUUACUAUUAUUAGCCAACAACAGCUCUCUCCUUUUCCUUUUUAUAUUUUUUAUUUACCUUCUUUCUCCUUUUUACAAGUACUCUGCUCCUUCUUUCUCCUAUUCUACAAAUACUCUGCUCCUUCUUUCUCCUUUUCACAAGUACUCUGCUCCUUCUUUCUUCUUUUUACAAGUACUCUGCUCCUUCUUUCUCCUAUUCUACAAGUAAUCUGCUCCUUCUUUCUCCUAUUCUACAAGUGCUCUGCUCCUUCUUUCUUCUAUUCUACAAGUGCUCUGCUCCUUCUUUCUUCUAUUCUACAAGUGCUCUGCCCCUUUUUCUCCUAUUCUACAAAUACUCUGCUCCUUCUUUCUUCUAUUCUACAAGUGCUCUGCUCCUUCUUUCUUCUAUUCUACAAGUGCUCUGCUCCUUCUUUCUUCUAUUCUACAAGUGCUCUGCUCCUUCUUUCUCCUAUUCUACAAAUACUCUGCUCCUUCUUUCUUCCAUUCUACAAAUACUCUGCUCCUUCUUUCUCCUAUUCUACAAAUACUCUGCUCCUUCUUUCUUCUAUUCUACAAGUGCUCUGCUCCUUCUUUCUUCUAUUCUACAAGUGCUCUGCUCCUUCUUUCUUCUAUUCUACAAAUACUCUGCUCCUUCUUUCUUCUAUUCUACAAAUACUCUGCUCCUUCUUUCUUCUAUUCUACAAGUACUCUGCUCCUUCUUUCUCCUAUUCUACAAAUACUCUGCUCCUUCUUUCUUCUAUUCUACAAGUAAUCCGCUCCUUCUUUCUCCUAUUCUACAAGUACUCUGCUCCUUCUUUCUCCUUUUUACAAGUACUCUGCUCCUUCUUUCUGCUUUUUUUAACAAGUACUCUCCUCCUUUAUUUUAUCCUCUUUUUCUAUUUAUCUUUCCUUUUUUUUUUUUUUUUUUUUUUCUUUUUAUCUCCUUUUUUCAUCCAUUUUUUUACCUUCCUUAUGGCAAUGUACAAGAGUAAGGCUGAGCUAGUUAGCCCACUUAUUAUUAUUAGCCAACAACAAUUCUCUCCUUGUCCUACCUAUAACUUUUUUUUCUCCUAUUUUACAAUUGCUCUGCUCCACUUCUGCCUGCCCCUGCUAAAAUCCCUACCACCCACCUGGAAUCCUGAAACGCCCACUAGUGGGUGGUAGGGACCAGGUUGACGACCCAUGCUAUGUGCUAAUGACAGAUUGCAAAAUGUACCUGAGGUGCAUUUGCCGUCACUCACAAAAUGCUUGUGAUAUUUUUUAAUUAAUGUAUUGUGAAAGUAUUUACAUAACUUGCAACAUCUAAUUAUUUAUAUAUUGAUAUUGUAUCGCAGCCAGUUCCAUUCACAACACCUUUUCCAUAUGGUCUGAAUGAUGGCACACUUGUGGUUAUCAGUGGCAAUGUUACUCACUCAGGUGACAGGUAUGUUGUGUACAAUUUUCCAAUAUCUGUUUGUGCUAAUCUUUGCUGUGUCUGUCUGGCGGCCAGGAUAUACUGUGUCGUGUUAAUCCCCAAUGCUGUGUUUUCUUAAGAGUGCCAGAGGAUAUUAAUGAAACAUUACAGAAUAUAUAAAUUUUUUAUAGAACACACUCGAGUAACCACAUUUCACAUUUUACAAAUCAUAGUUUGCGGAUUUUAACUAUAGGCGGUAAGACAAACUUGAAACACAAAAAAGAGUAAUAUAAAAUCUAUAAAAUUAUUACGAUUGAGCAGCUGUUGCCAUAGAAAGCAACACAACACAAAAACGGUUGUCUAGCAAUAUAACAAUAAAUAGGGUGGCGCUCAGUAUAGUAUAACAAAAAUGUAUUGCAGCCAAUUAAAGCAAAUAGAAUUGCAAACCCCUAGUGUGAAUAUGAAUACUGGUAUUAAAACCCUGCAAAUAGCACAUAAAAACUACAGAAAUAUAUAAUAGUAUAUAGACACUUCAUGGGUGAACAAAUCUCAUUCACCAGAGUCAGCAGUUCAAAAGACUGAAAUAAACAUGUAUAAAAUGCUGGUAUCUGUAUAACCUUGUACGAGUACAAUGUGGGUAUCUCCUCAUACACUCUAGUUCUGGCUCAUCAACCACAGAAAUAAACAGAGCAAAAUCAAGGUAAUACGUAAAAAAAAAAAAACAAAAAAAAAAGUGCCACAACAGUGUAAGCGAAGUGCAAGUGAAUUUCAAAUUUAAGUUUAAAAAAGCUAAACUGGAAAAAUCUCUAAACCUUAUCUUAUGUUUUUAAUUUGGCUACUCUGAUCUUAAAUUUAAAAUUGACUUUGAAUUCUCACUUUAUUAAAUAACCCUGUAAGCGAUCCAAGAUAGUAAACUCAACACUUUUUGAUGUUCCAACAAUCCAAUGGAUGAAUACGACACACUAUUGGGAACGAAUUUUUGUGCAGUAAUAGACUUUGGUGUCUACGCGUUUCGUUCAUGGUGCAAACUUUGUAAUGGCUCACAUGAAUGAUUGUCCAAAGGAGCUUGUUGAAUGAGUUUAUGAGGAGACACUGACAUUGCACCUAUUCUGAGCCUAUACAGAAACCUGCAUGUUAAUUUAAUCUGAAGUGCCUGUAAACUGUUUCAUAUAUCGCUGCGGGUUUAUGCACUAUUUACAAAGUUUUAAUAUUGGUAUUUAUAUUCACACUAGGAAUGUGAGUACUAUGUGGCCUAUUUUUCAAUCAAUAUUUUUUUAUAUAUAUAUAUUAUCUAGCACCACCCUAUUUAUUGUUAUAUUCACUGCUGGCAGGUGUGCAAUAUGAGCCAAUAAAGUACAGCAAAAAAAGUGGCAAAACAUGACUAGAUUAGCAUUAGAAAUUUAAUUUAACUUUUUAAGCUGUAGCACGUGAUGGCUAUCAUAGGGUGCUGUCAAAGCAUCUGUUACCAUUUAUUAAGCCAUCAACUGAUAAGUAUGUAUUAUUUUACAUUACUUGAUUUAAUUUACUUGCACACUUGUGCACUUAUGGGUACUAGGAUCACAAAGAUACCCAAAAAUAGUUGUAUGAUUGAUCGUGCUUAUUUAUAUCAAACGUCAGGUUCUAAUUAAUUAAUACACACAUAUAAAAUGGAAUCGAAACAUUUACUAAGAGUUAAAAAAUUACAAAACUGCAACACAAGUUCAUUUAUAUCUAAAUUGUAUCUGGUCAUAUUAGUGAGACCUAUCAUCUUCCCUAUGUGUGAUUUGGCCCUGGAUGAUGAUGUUGUCCAUUAGCUUUGGGGUUAUGCCUCUAUUUAGGUCUUCCUUCCUUGGGCUCAGCCCUGUCGUGGUUUAUAUUGCCCGUGAGUGCAGUCUCUAUAUUUGGUGUUCUUGUUACUAAUGUGUCUUCAUAAAGACCAUUCUGCUUUUCUGUGUUCUUGACCCUAGUUUUGUAAUCAUUUUAUGAGUGUUCCUUGACUUGGCCCUGGCUUCCAUUCUGAUACUAUAUUUUUACCUAUCUUGGGCACACGUUAAGCAUAUCACACUCUUUUACUUCACACUAGCUACUGUUUCCUGUUCUCUGUGUGUAUGGGGUUACCCCAACCUCACAUAUGCAACCUGUCCAAUGCUUUCUCUGUCCAUGCAAUGUUUUGCAUUAGCAUAUCUGCAAGAUUACAUAUACACUUUAAACUACUAUGUUUGUGUCAGGUAUAAAACAUAUCUCUUUAAUAUAUAUUUACACAAUUUUUAGGUUUGCUGUAAACUUGCAGUGUGGACACGGUGGAAAAGAUGACAUAGCUUUCCAUUUUAACCCACGUUUUGAAGGGGGUAUUGUUGUCUGCAAUACCAUGGAGCAUCAGAACUGGGGCUCCGAAGAAAACAAGAGGGAAAUGCCUUUUCAUCGUGGACAGCCGUUUGAGAUCCGAAUCCUUGUUUCACAUCACAGUUACAUGGUAAGUGUUUUUCAAAAUAUUCUAUAGCUUGGAUUAAGGGGUCAGUCACCAUAGUAGCAUAAUACCAUAAUAUAAACGAAUAAGAGAGUGCACUAAGGCACUCUACAACAAAUAGAAAAAAGCUGCCAGAUACUAUAAAAACCUUCCCAAGUUUUAAAACUAUAAACAAGAAAUUAAAUAAAAUUAGUAUAGGCGCUUAGGGAAAAAAUAAUGAUAUCAUAAUAUAAUAAUAAUUCCAAAAGUGAGAAUUCCAAAGUCAGUAUUUUGAAAGGAUAUGUCCACGUUGUUAAGGGAAUUAUAACGGUUGAAAAAUAGUCUCUGUCCUCUGUAGCUUAAGUCAGUUUCGUCUGAUGCAUCAUAGUAUCCAACCUUAAAUAAAAAAGGAUACUAACAUAGUGUAAUUCCGUAACAGUUUAUUUCUAGUGAUGUCCCGAAUGGUUCGCCGCAAACGGUUCGCCGCUGACUCAUCAUUGAGUAAACUUUGACCCUGUACCUCACAGUCAGCAGACACAUUCCAGCCAAUCAGCAGCAGACCCUCCACCCUCCUGGACAGCUCACUAAGAAUGCAGCUUCACAAUGAAUGUAAAAUGGAUGCUGUCCAGGAGGUGGGAGGGUCUGGGAGGGAGGGUCUGCUGCUCGGGACAUCACUAUUUAUUUCUCAUACAUAAAACCCUCCUAAAUAGAAACUCUUCUAGGAUAUCGUGGUGGAACUUAUUUCAAAGUGCCACUAUGUAAGCAUUGGUACAGUACAGUGUACUAGCCGGAAUAUUGAUGGUUACCGCUCAGCUAAUAGAAGUAUGCAGAUCGGUCCUGUCAAUGUGCACUCAAACCGAUCUCCUUGCAGAGACGCCGGCUGUCAGGUACUGCUCUAGUAGUUCUCUCAGUUCAAAAUUAAAAAUUCCCGCCAGAUUAGAUCUAUGUGUUUCACCUGUUAGAUCUUGCUUUCUCAAAAUGGAUAAUCUGGGGGAUUAGAGUUGAAUAUAUACACUCCCUGAUUACAUAUCAUGGGUGUGUGAACACUUAUGUGUUCUGGAUUAAAAAUAAAUACUUCUUAUCACAAAACAUAAUAUACAUACAUGCAAUCUAACAUAAAGUGCUAGUUUUCCCCACAAAUUAAUUGUAGUAUACAAAUUAAUCAAAGAAACUAUUAUCUUUAACACAUUUUCUUACUUGGGUAUCCAUACUUCGUAAUUGCAAAAAAAACAUUAUUUUUGCGAACAGUCUGAUAUUUAACUUGAAAUUUCUUUGCUCCCAGUUCAGGCAUGAGUUAAUUUCAACAGACAUAUUAUGUUCUUAUAUAUUAAAGUAUUGUAAAUUAUUUAAAACAAAUAUUUAAAUAAAAAAAGAAAACAAAUAUAUAUCCACAUAAAGAGAUUUAAGCACGAUCUCAAUUUAGUUGAUAUCUCCAUUCUGGAGUCAUCGAAUCAGCAAAAGUAGAAUAAAAUCAGAUAUAUAAAACAAGAUCCAGUAUUUUCAUCUAUAUUACCUGCUAAACCUAGAUUCAUAUUUAGAGGGGCACCAACACUUAAAGAUAAAUUAGCACAAAGCUACACUAGACCAUCACCAGAAACACAUUUUUUGAAUUCACAUAUAGGUUUUUUCAAGUGUGGUACUUGUAGAAUUUGUAAAAUAGUGGGUCCACCUUUUGGAAAACCCACAGAAUUUUAUUCUACAAUUACAAAGAAGAAAUAUAAAAUAAAAGAAUGUAUAACGUGUAAUUUAAAACAAAUUAUUUACUUACUAAGCUGUAGCUGUGGUCUACAAUAUGUAGGGCAAACAAAAAUUUUUUUGAAAACAAGACUGGGAGAACAUGUGUAUAACAUCAAUAGGAAAUUUGAAAAGCAUACAUUGUCCUACCACUUUAAGACCCAUCAUGACAGCAAUCCAGCCUCCCUGAGUUAGUGUGGGGUCCAACAAAUCAAAGUGCCUUGGAGGGGGGGUAACUUAAUCAAAAACAUUACAUAUAGAGAAACAUACUGGAUUUAUAGCUUAAAAACAUUAGUCCCAUCGUGGCUGAAUGCGGAGUUUGAAAUCACUAAUAUUUUAUGAUUUGAACAUACUUUUUAGCAAAUUGUUUAUAAAGUUUUUUUUUAAACUGAAGAGUUCGAAAUUAGGUAAUCAUUUCUGAUUUCUAAUUUAUUUUAAAAAUAAAUUUUAUAUUUCUAUAUCUGAUUUAAUUCUACUUUUGCUGAUUCAAUGAAUUCAACUUCUGCUACAGAGGACACAGACUAUUUUUCAACCGUUAUAAUUUCCUUAACAAAGUGGACAUAUCCUUCCAAAAUACUGACUUUGGAAUUCUCACUUUUGGAACUUAUUAUUAUAUUGUGAUAUCAUUAUUUUUUUCCUAUAUUUGAAAAAUAAGGGAUUAUCGGCUAAGCGCCGAUACUAAUUUUAUUUAAUUUCUUGAUCAUAAUACCAUACCUUUGUAACGUUUUUGGUGCAGAAGAAUGGCUUAUAUUUGCAGUACUAUGUGAGAAUCACUGCACCCCCUGUAUUUUAUCUUCCAAGUUGCUUCUGUCAUUUGUGUGAUCUUUGUCAACUCGCCAGAGAGAGAGACAAGUGAAGAAGGUAUCCUGGUUCAGAAAUUCUGAAGUGCCGGUAUUUGUUUCUUUAAUACUCAGCAAAUCUCUGCAGAUUUAGCAGCAUGAGAUGUAUCGUCCACAAUAAUAAGGGGAGGAUUUAUCAAGGCUAAUCAUGUACUUUUUGGGUGCAAAGUGCUGAAUGUUGAGCGACAUUCUAUUGGUUUCCAUGGUAAAUGGACCUUAUAUAGCACUUUGCACUGGAAUAGAACCUGUUUCGCAUUGAUAAAUCUCUUUUUCUGUGCUACAGCUAAGCCACAGCAGUCUUCAAGUGUAAUUUAUCGUGUUGUCAUUCUCAAAUUAUUUCUUUUUUGUUCUUGUAAGGUUUCUGUGAACAGAAAUCACUUUGUGGAAUACAAACACAGGAUCCCCAUCCAUCGAGUCAAUACCUUGAAUAUUAAUGGAAGUGUUGCUUUAACAAGUGUUGAUAUCCAGGCACAGGGGGUAAGAAUCAAUAUAUAUUUUAUAUUGCUUUUUCAUGUAAUAAUAAGCUGUAAAUGUAAGAAGCAAAGAUCAUCAUGACUGUCCCAAUCAUAACAUUGCAGAACUUUAGCAACAUCCUUUUGGUUUAAUUUGUUAAUUUGUCUUGAUUUUAUGAAAUGUGGAAUUUGAUCAAUUUACAAAAAUCUGAGUUUAAAGCAUUUUUAAUAAAGUGCAUUUUGGCAAAGUAAUGUAAUGUUGGGAAAUGAUGUAUCCCUACCACAGUAAUGUAACUUAAUAAUAGAAUAUAGUGACUUGAGCCAAUAUUGAGCCAGCACUUUGUAUGUUGAUCGCUUGGAUACUAGUAAAGUAAUAUUAGCAGGCCUGUCAUCAGUGGGGAAACCAUUAAACAUAUAAAACUAAAAAAUAAAUGUUCUGUCAGUUCUUUCUCUCUAAUCUUCUCUUGGUCAAACUUACAAUGUCGCUAUUGGAUGCAUCCUUUAGUCUUCAUGGCUGGGGCAUUAAAAAUUACCAUGGGUUCAGUAUUUUGCAUAUUUUUCCUGGUUUGUGUGUGGAUGAAUCACACUAUUUAUGUAAGUGACAAACCUAAAAUAAAAUAAUUAUUUAAAAAAUGGAAACCUGGGGUCCGUAGCAUUCCUCCAUCCUUCAUCUCACUGCAUGAGUGGAAAAAAUAAAUAAUAUGAGUUCCCUAAAAAGGUCUGUUAAACAAAGGGCACUAUGAAUGUUCACCCAUUCCCAGUAUGUAGGUAUAUAAGGGUAACAAUGUCCCUCACUCUUUACCAGUCACCUUUGGGAUAGAUAAAUAAAUAGUUAAAUAUGAAUUCCUUAAUUUCUCUGCCCAGGCAUGAUGUUUAGGAAUUUGAUUUUGUUAUUGAAUGUACUAAAAAGCUAAAUGUAAUCUAAAUUAACAUAUACAUAUGUUUGUGUGUUUAAGUUCUUUCUAUUUCAGCUGCAUUUCUCUAUAAUACAUUUUAUGUUUAUCUUUUACAUGUACAUUAUUUUCUCUUUUAGGCGGGAUUCUUAUCACAAAUGAACAAUGUAAGUUCCAGUUAAAUCACAAAAUGCAUAAAAAAAUCUCAAUUCAUUCUUUAUGUGAAUUCCCAAUAUCGUAUAAAAAUGUAGUCUAUGGGAAUGUAGAUAAAGAACUGAUUAAUGAAGUCUAGAUUUUCAGGAGAUAAGCAUAAACGGUCUGCAUUCCGAUAUAUUGUUCUAUAAAAAUCUUAAAAACAUUUCCACUACUUAAAGGGUUAACAUUAGAAGAUGUUUAGUGUAAUGGCCAUAACAGAAUAAUGUAGUCAUUUUUUGAUAAAAAGGGAAAUAAAACAUUUAGUGCAAUAUUCCUGUAGUGAUAAGGAAAUAUCACUAAAUGAAAAUACAAAGGGGAUACAUAACAGUAGGUAUGUGUUAUUGGAAAAUAAUAUCACUGAGGAGAGAUUUCAGCUCCAUAAAAUUCCUCAACCCCCAAGCAGAUGCACACAAUAGUUUAGUGUAGCAGCAUUGCUUUCAUCAAUACAGUAUAUAGACCAAACUGAAACUAGAAAGAGUCUGAUGAAAUUGCAAUAAAGUUAAAGGGAUACUCCAGGCACCAAUACAACUUCAUGUAAAUUAAGUUGUUAUGGUGCCAGGAGGCCACUGUAAGCACUCUUACCUAAAGGGGCUAAACUGUUCUCAAAUGGUCUAACUCAAAAGUUGCCUUCGGCGGCAAUAUCCACUCCCACCCCCCAGGUGGCAUUCAGUUUCUAAAUUUUUUGAUUCAGGAAUUGCGGAGUACUGUCGACAGAGGUGUCUCUGAUUGUCUGAGAGCGGUCAGCUGACACUCUCAGCCAAUCAGUGACUUCCCAUUUAAUAAACUGGCUUGAAAAAGGUACUUUUCUUUCCUAGCCUGUUAGAGUGUAACAUUCUGAAUUGUACAGACUACAGUAUGCAUCCACUAGGAGUCAUUGAGAGAGUCCAGAAGCAAUAGGUUGGUAUAAGGCUUUGAACACUGUGGCAGCAAUGGCCUAAGGUCCAUAGCAGGUUGGACAGCCUUUGCUUUAACAAAGCAAGAAUGAAAGGGGAGUUGACAAGGAAUUCUUAUUCAUGAUAAGUAAAGGGUCAAAAUCAACAAAGUCUUAGUAAUUGAGUCCUCAUUGAGGGAGGGCAGGUAAGGUGAGUUUCAUUUGCCUUAACCUGUCCCUUGCGGGCACCCCAAUCCUUCUUGUCCUGCUCCUCUUCUCCUGCUGUAUUCAUGCGGGUGAGUACAGCAUUGAGGUCUGUGGAGAAUCUCACAAGAUAUGGCUUUCUUAGACACAGCCAAUUCCCAGCAGCCAUCACUGGUGACAGCAGUCGGGACUGACACUUUGACUCCGUCGUCUGUGUAUAUUUCUUAACUAGGUUGUAAUUUCAGAGAAAGAUUCUGUAUUUAUCAUUUUCCAGGGGGGAGGGAGAAUAGGGGUGAGCGUGACAGUGCUGCUUUAAAACCUUGUUAAUUUAUUCACAUAUAAUCUGUUAGACAUAGUAGCUGUCCUUAGUUACAGUAAAUAGUCCUAAUUUCUAUUCAGGAUCCUAAUUCUACUGUCAUAAUCUUCUGACAAUACGUAGAGUCCCUAUAAAUCAGUUGUGCUAUUACAAUGAACCUGCCAUUUAUGCAAGGUUUGUAUGUUUAAAAAUGUAUGUGCCUUUAUACACAGUAAAUAUAUAUUAAUCUUGCAUUUCCUUCUUUGUUUAAAACAUAGCAACAACAGACAAUGUGUGUUUAUCCUUCCACACACAAAUUGCUAAGUGCAUUUCUUGCACACAGCAUUAUGGAAAACACUGAUAUGCUGUCAUCAUGCAUAGCUCUGGCCAUCUUUGUAGUUUUUACCACUGUCUUGUGGUGUAAUCCUUAUUAAACCUCAGUUUAAGAAUGUUAUUGAAUCUGUACAUUUUUCAUGUUAAUAUGAUACAGUUUAUGAAUUUAAAAGCAAUGCGUUGUAUGUGUUGGUGUUUGGGGCAUAUCUGUUCAUGUUCAUGUUUUGUACGUUUUUUUUAUUGUCAUUUGAUUGUUUUGAUGUUUUUGGUUUUCAGCCCGCAUUCGCCCCACAGCCAGGAUUUGCACCACAACAAUUUCCCGGUGGACCUGCAUUUAAUGUAAAAUAUUUUUUUUUAAAUAUGUUUGCAGUACUUACCAUUAUUUCUGAGAAUUACUAUUUUACGUGUUGGAGCUAAGUGACCUUGAGAUGUACUUUGCUCCAUCUGGGAUUUAGGCAGCUAAAACCUAGAGCUUAGUGAAUGAUAAAAUGGUUAAUUCAUUAAGCAGAACUGUUUUUUUCUCUAAUGAUAUGAGAAUGUUUCUGUAUGUAGUAAUGCAUGUCAUCCUGUCUACUGGUUCUUUGGGAGUCAUAGAUCGUACCCUUUACUGGUCCCAUAGGUAAUUAUCCGGUUUGAAUUAUGAGAUUUAUGAUUCAACAGCUGUGAGAGUUGAGACAAUCUCACUUCCUUUCUACUUAUUAUAGUUCACUCACUAUAUUGGCCACAUUAAGUUAAUGACAAAUUCAACUUGUUUUGUUCAGGACAAUAAUGCUAAUACAUACAUGUAUGGCAAAGACUGUGCAUAAUGUAUUUUAUUAUUUUGUUUUGUGUGUCCAAUGUUGUCUUUGUUAAGCCAACUUCAAUGUUGCAUACUAAAUGUUCAGUUCUUCUGUGUCAUCUCAGCAAGAACGCCAUGGAUAGACUGUGCAUGGAAAAAAAUGCAGUUCAGCCAAAUCAAUUCAAUCUAAACAAACAGCGUGUGUGGUCUGGAAUCCCAUCGUAGGGUGUUUCAGUUGCAAUGACUUUUGGACAAGCAAACUAUUUGGGAAAAACAAUUAGCAUGAACCAAAAGGGCAUGAAAAUUGGCCAAUCAGUGUACUGCUAAAUAUAUAGAUAGUAACGAAUAACUGAUAGGCGCUUUUGGUUCACAGAUCAAGUAAGACAAAGUAACCAAUAGAAGGGGGAAAAGAAAGAGCAGUAAAAUAUAUAUAUAUAUAUAUAUAUAUUGCAUAGUUAUUAAAUAUACAGUAUAAUAUAUACAUUUUACUGCUCCUCCUUUUUCCCCCUCUGGUCACUCACUUCUCACUUGAUCUGUUAAUAAAAUCAAGAUUUAGUGGGUAGCUCCUAACCAACAAUCAUCUUUUUUUCCUUGAGUGAUCAUUUAAAAAAAUAACAAUUUUUGUUGUCAUGGAUGGAACUCUGAAUCAUGAAUCAAAUGAAACUACUUAUCCAUUUUGUUAGUUUUGUGAAUCGGUCAUAUGGUAAUUCAGAUCUGAGGAAUUGCGACAAACUGCUGAUCGUCCAAAAUUUGAAUGAAUCGUAAUUUGUUUAUAACUGAAUGCACAUGUCUACUGGAUAUUAUGUUAAACUCUUACAUGCUAAAGUCCCUUAUAAACAGUGUUGUGGCUUUGUAUCUCCUGUAUUUUUUAUUUGGUAUGUUUUUUGAAAAGCUUAAUAUAUUUUUUUUUUUCAGCCCGGCCAGUUUCCUGGAGCUCCAAUGCAGUUUGCUAAUUUUGUAAGUUUCUUAACUGUUUGAUCACAUUACCUUUAGUUAACAGCAAUGGUUUAGUCAUUGAAGUUAGGAUGGUUGUUCCAAACCCAGUCCAGAAGGCAUACCUGCUGUCCAGGACUUGUCAGUAUCUUAUUGGAACAGAAUUGAGACAAAAUCUUGUACUGUUGUUGAGGUUUGAAGAUUGAAUUUGGAACAAAUGAAAUAAGAUAUACACAUAUAGUAUAUUAAUUAACAGGUUUCUUUAUUUCUGUAAUUUUGUUUGUGAGAGAUGAUAUACUUUAUAUUUUCUUUGAAUUUCAUUGUAAUAUUUGGAUGAAUCUGCUGUUUUUAUGCUUUACACAAUGUAAGAUUAACAGCUGGUAUACAUCAUUUUUGUGUGUGUAUUGUUUUUUUUUGUCACUCAGAACAUUACACAAGAAAUAUAAAUAUGCGGUAACUGCUACAAGUGGUACUCUGAAUUUCUACUUACUGUUCCCAUCCUAAAUUUUGAAAGCCUGUAUCCAGGAUGCAGUUUGCCAAGUCCACAUUUUGAAACUGGAAAAAAUGAAUAAAUGAGCCACAACACCAACAAAAAGUAAUGUUAUUUAUUCCACCAGUAGAUGGACAUGACAUAUUUUUUGACCCAGUGCUGGUCUUUGUCAGGCCAGGUCAACAGUGAGCACAUUUUUAAAAGUGCUAAAAUACACAAAUGAAACAAAAAUAAUGGAUCACCAUGGUAAUCAUUAGGAACCGUAUAUCAUGUGAUGUAUUUAUGCUGAAUCAUGUGACAACUAAUAUUUAUGUGACAAAUCAUGUGAUAUAUUCAUCAUGUGAUAAGACCAGUGUGACUGAAGCUCCCGUGCCACAACUUUCUGGAGAGGCAUAAAGGAUAGCUUCCUGCCCACAGACUAUGGAAGUAGUCCCAGGAGCCCCUAAAGGGGGCUAUUGUCUCUGUACGUAUGGGGCCCCAGAUGCUUGUUGUAUUACAACAGUAUCCCAGUGCCCAGAGACCCUUUUUUUAAUAUGGUGUUGUUAUGGGUGCCUGUAUGUUUUCCCAUAUGAUUUAGUUAUAUGUAUUAAAUGGAAUGUUUGGAUUGUCCAGGUUGUGUCUUUGACACUAAUGUAAUUAAGUUUUGUAGUGUAAUUGGUUACUAGCCCAAGUCCAUUUGCUAUUGGUUGGCUUGGGAUAGGCAGUGUAAUUGGUUACUAGUCCAAGUUCAUCUGCUAUUGGCUGGCUUGGGAUAAGUAGUGUAAUUGGUUACUAGUCCAAGCAAUCAGUGAUGCAGAGCAUGAGUACGUCCAGCGUCAUUUUUUUUGCAACCUAGAAUUUGUUAAACUCCAGGAAGCACCUCUGGUUUCUCUAAAACUGCAAUGUUUUACAUUGCAGGACUAAGGGGGGUUGGGACACUGCACCCAUACCACUUCGAUGAGAUGAAGUGGCCUGAGUGCCUAUAGUGUCCCUUUAAUAAAAUCUCUAUUAACUCUCUGUUGUUGUUGUAUAAAUCAUUUGCACAAAAAUUACUAAUACUAGUUAAUAUCUGAUUAGUCUUACAUUCGUGUUAUUUUUAUCUAUAUUUAUUGAACCUAAUGGUGUAUAUUUAUUAUUUAAUUUUUUAUUUAUUUUGUUUUUAAUUGUAUUCAGCAACCAAUUUCAGCACAGUAUAUUAUUUAAUCAGCCACGAUUAAUUAAUUGCAAAAUAUAUUCGGGACCGGGGACGGGGGGUUGAAACCAUUACGGGACCGGGGAUGGGGGGGUAGAACCACUACGGGACCGGGGAUGGGGAGAAAAUUACUCUUAAGAUGAUUAUUAAAGUAGCAGACAUGCCAAUAUUAAUUUAGGUAAUUUAGGUGUAUAUGCAAUAACAGUAGGACAUAAAGAAACAUUUCGGUUCUCUCUAAAAGGUUACUACCACUUAAAACAUUUCGGUUGUGAUAAAUUUUCUCCAUAAUUCAAAAUUUACAAGAAAAAUAAAGAAUAAAAAGAAUAAAAAUAGAAACUACAAAUAAAAUAAAAAUAUGAAAAAAAUACAUAAUUAGCACAAACAGCAUAUUGGGCAGUGUUCACUUACCUCUGCAGUAAUAUUGUGACUUUUUGUGAUAUGACUCCUUUACCUGAGUCUGAUGUUGCAUAUAAAACUUGUAUGAAGAUACGAUCACAUGAUUUGUCAAAUGACUAUUAGUUGUCACAUGAUUCAUUAUAGAUAUAUCACGUGAUAUAUGGUUCCUAAUGAUUAAAAUGGUAAUUAUUUAUGUUUGUUGAUUUUAUCACUUAUUCAGUGUUUUACUGUACUGUUUUAAAAGUGUGUUGAGCUCACUGUUCACUUGGCUUGACAAAAACUGGAUUGAAACAUUGCCAGUUCAAUUUAAUGGUGUAAUAAAAUACUUCUUUGAAAAUUAUUUGAUGGUGUUGCUGCUCAUUUACUACAUUAAUGCCAUUCGGAUCAGGAGUGUAUAUUGCACACAUAUGCAUUCAUUUCUGUGUAUGUUGCCAGCCACCUUAUUAUUGUUUGUUAAAGCAUUGUCCACUUGCUCCACUCAUUUAGUUGGUAUGCGCUGGUGUUCCAGCAUAAAUCAAAACUCCUGCCAUACUUGGCAGUUGUAAUUCAGAGGCUCUAUAUCUUUCUUAAGGGAGCCAUGUAAGAAAUGUCAGAAAUGUAAUAUAUAUAUUUUCUCUUUGAGCAUUAAUAGAGGUGUAGAACUAUUUUUUUUUAAUUAUUUUUUUUUUCAUUUUGCAGGCAAUUCCAUAUACAACUAAUAUCUUUGGGGGAUUUUUUCCUUCCAAAACAAUUGUUAUAAAUGGAACAGUUUCGGUACAUCCCAAAAGGUAAAAUGCAAGUUUUCUAUAGGUAGGAUCUUUUACUAAAGUGGUAUAUAUCGACUGUUCAGCUUCAUAUAUGGCAUUAGAAAGACUGCAGAGGCGGGCUACAAAAUUAAUAAAAAGAAUGGAACAUUUUAGCUAUGAAGAAAAUGUAACAAAUUUAAACCUCUUUAGUUUAGAAAAACGUCGCCUGAGAGGGGAUAUGAUAACAUUAUACAAAUAUUUUCGGGGCCAGUACAAACCAUUGUGUGGAAAUCUAUUCACAAACAGGACUUUACAUAGGACACGAGGUCGUGCGUUUAGACUGCAAGAAAGAAGAUUUAGUCUAAGGCAAAGGAAAGGUUUUUUUACCGUAAGAACAAUCAGGAUGUGGAAUUCUCUGCCUGAAGAAGUGGUUUUUAUCAGAGUCAGUACAGAUGUUUAAACGGCAACUAGGUGCAUACAUGCAAAAACAGAAUAUUCAAUUAUAUCAUUUUUCAACUGUAGGGUAAUAGCUUCUUGAUCCAAGGAUAAAUCUGACUGCCAUUCUGUGGUCAAGAGGGGAUUUUUUCCCUAGUUUGUUGCAAAAUUGGAAGUGCUUCAAACUGGGUUGUUUUGAAUUCUUUUGGAUCAACAGUAAAAAACAAAUGUGAGGAAGGCUAAACUUGAUGGAUGCAAGUCUCUUUUCAGCUUAUGUAACUAUAUAAAAUGCUGUCUAAACUAAUUUAAUAGUAUUUUAUUGGCUGGUUAUUAUUAUUUAAUAAUGCUGUGUCUUAAGGGCAUAGGAGAGUUGAACGUGGAAAGGUGAAGUGUUUCAUAUAGUCCCCCCAAAAAUACCCUUUUUUCAAAAUACUGCUCUCAUCCAUUUAAAUGCUCUCUAUAAGAAGUAUAUAAAUUGAAGGACUGAGUCUGGCUCGAAUCUCACAGUGUAAGUGCUACUAAUUUCUACAAAACAGCAAUGUGAAACAUUGCAAGGUUAAAACAGCAGUGAUGAAGUGAAGAUGAAAUGAACUGGGUGCCUAUAAUGUCCUAUUAAUGAGAGAACAGAACAAAGGACAUCUUGGUGAAGGCAAUGGGAGGAGGCUAUAGGGAAGAGAGAAACACAAAUCCGAGCAUAUUUAAAUAUAUAUUUUAGAUGUGAAGUAUCAGGGGUAUGUUAAUAAGAAUUUUUGAGUCAUGAAACUUGUAAAAAUGCUAUAUUGCACUUCACUAAAACGCUUUUUUAACCUUAGAUUUCAUAUCAACCUGAAAUUCAAAGAUGGGACUGCACUGCACUUCAACCCAAGGUUUGAUGAGAACACAAUUGUACGAAACAGUCGUCUAAAUAACAGCUGGGGCAAAGAGGAACGUCAAUUGUCGGGCCAUGGGAUGUGUUUUGCACCAGGACAAAGCUUUGUAGUAAGUUUGGACAUAGAUUGGAAAUUUGCAUGUUUCGAAUUCUAAGUAUUGAUCAUGUAGGCAUUCAAUUAAAUGUUGAGUUACUGAGAUCUGGGUUUUCAGCAUUUUGGGUCUAGCAUUGCCAUUGUGUGCUGAUAUACGACUUCAAUUUCAUAAUGUCUCCUUCCACAGAUUCAAAUCAUCUGCGAACCCCAUGCUUUCAAGGUGAAUGUAAAUGGGCACCAUGUGUGUGACUUCAAUCACCGCGUACACAAUUUGCAGCAAAUAGACACUCUUGAAAUUGACGGAGAUGUCACUCUUCAGCAUGUCCAGAUUUGAAGAUGGAUAACCAGAUGUGGUUUUUGUUUAUGUACACUUCAUUUUUAAUUUCAAUUAUGAUCAUUGCUUUGAUUUUUAAUGUGACUAAGGUAACUGUGAAUUUGAUGCUGCUUAGUCUGCCCACUUUAUUUUAAGAACCUUUGUAUGUAAGAUGAGGUUGCAAACAAGGUGUGUUUUAUUUGUAGUUAGUGGUCCAAAGACAAGGAAAUAAAAGGUGUUACAAUAUCGCUCCCUUCAGAAAAAAGUAGAUUAGUACAGAAAAUAGGGUUCAUUUGUUAAACUGUGUAUAGUGAGUUGAAAGCCAAAUUGUAAUAUUCAGGACCAUAUAGCUGUGAAAAUAUUUUCCAGCUCAAGUCACAGCUUGAUAUUUUUGUCUACAUUUUGGAAUUCAGUUUUGAGUUUACAACAGAUUGGUUUUUUUUAUUAUUGUGUAAACCCCAAUGGUUCAUUAAAGUUCUGUAUUUACUAAGCUAUUUAUUAAUCAAUCAGUUAACUAUGGUAGUUAGAGGAUAAGAGAUUUUGCAACAGUUAGAUAAAAUACAAAUGAAAUAUUGUUAAGUGCUUACUGGAAUAUGGGUGGAAGGAUCUAAAACCAAUAAAUGCAAACGUGAUACAGCAUGCACAAUAUGGUGCUAACCUUGCAAAUGUAGCACAAAUCUAUAAACUCUGUAUUUCCUUAAGGAGUGCUGGACCCGUACUUUUUAAUUUUCAUUUUGCCAUAUUUAGAUAAAUGAACAAGGCUAGUAUAUUCUCAGUUCUCAAUCUUUGAGUAAUCCUUUUGUUCAAAAACCACACACAGUGUUCAUAUUAAAAACGUUGGCAAAAUAUAUGUAGAUUUUUUUUAAUAUUCAACAAAAGGAAAUGCUGUUGAGGAUGUGGUCUAAACACGUUUGUAUCUCAUGACUUACAUCAGUACCCUUUAAUGUAUAACAUUUAAAAAAGAAAUUAAAUAUAUAUACUUGCUAAUUCAAAUAACUUAAUAAAAUGCUAAAUCAGUUUCUAUUUUUUUUUAAAUAUUUUUCUCGUCAUUAAUAUUUGAAUCUACUAUU
Messenger RNA from Pelobates cultripes (western spadefoot toad), 18293 nucleotides. NCBI's taxonomy places the organism in Eukaryota, Metazoa, Chordata, Amphibia, Anura, Pelobatidae. The record is from the annotation of a GenBank genome assembly.